GGCAAACAGAGCUUGUGCGCCUGCGCAACGUGCAUAGCAACACUCUGUGGCAGCAGAGGAGACGAGGGACCGUUUAUGCGCAUUUUUGGGACGAAAAGAGAUAAAUCCCCUAAAACAGACUCGCAGGAAUCAUGGGGAGUGUGUUCCUGCCGGCGGACGCGGCCCACUCGGUGCUGCACAGGCUGCGCAGGGCAAACUUCUUGCUGGAGGAAAUGAAGCAGGGUAACAUCCAGAGGGAGUGCCGAGAGGAGAUCUGCACAUAUGAGGAGGCCCGCGAGGCCUUCGAGAACGACGAGAAGACGAGACGGUUCUGGGAGGAAUAUGUGCGUGAGAGCAGUCCAAACGGAGGGCUGGAGACGGUGGUUGGAGGCGUCCACUCUCUCUACUUGAUCGUGCCAUUGCUGCUGGUCGUGCUCAUCGUUGUCACCGUCGCCAUCACUGUGUGGCGCUGCCACUCCCGCAAGCGCUCGCAGCGCAGCCCCAGCCUGGGACACUCGCAUCACGACCACGUCCUGUCAGUGGUCUCUAUGGACCAUUGGGGGAGGGACUACCACCAUGGUGACCAUUCAGAACUCAGCGUGCACAGCAGCCCGGCUUAUCCAGGCUCAGAGCUCACAUCAGGGAGAGGAGGCGCUGGAGACCCGCCACCAUCUUAUGAGGAGGCUGUGGGCCAUACAGACGUCCAAAUAGAGACGGAGCCACCGCCACAGUAUGAGGAUAUAGUCAACAACACUAGCUCUAGUGGCCAUGGGAAGUAAACUUGUCUCUCACUACCACCCCAACAAAAGCGCUAACCUACACUAAGACCAUCUGAUAAUUUAGCAGUGUCACUGUUGUGGUAUCACCAGCCUUCCCCGUUCAACACAUACAGAAACACAAUUAACUGUCUGGUCAAUGGACUAAUGCAAUCUUUGCCGGAGCCAGCGCUGUUGAAAUUUGCACUAACCUUUCAUCAAUGAGGUGAAAUAAUAGCAGGAAGGAUAUUGCAAUACCAAUACCAACCAACCUUUGCUGAUUUUUCCUCAAGUUGCAUCUAUGCUGCUGUCACACUGUAGCAAAUAAUUUUACUCAGCAGGCCUAACAAAUGUUGCAUGUGGCGUAAAUAUGUUCUGGUUGCCAUAAUAGAGGACAAAUAUUCUAAAAGUGUAUAUGGGGGUUGGACCAAUGCUUUAAUGAAGGUUAGUGCCAAUGUUUCAGGCUUAAGUGAGCAGAUAUUUUGCACCUAUUUUUAAUACCUUUUACAUUAGACCUCUUUGUUGUCAAAAAAAUAAUUUACUAGGGUUGGGCCCCCGCCCACACAAACACUGAGGAGCAGGUGUGCGGUGGUGCUAAUGGCGUUCUUUGUGUGCUUAAAAAGUAACUGCUGAUUUAUUAACGCUGCGCAGAUUGAUUUUGGAUGUUCAACUGAAGGUGGACAUUAAAGCUGUCACAAGCAAUCCCAAUA
Cottoperca gobio is the source of this 1444-nucleotide messenger RNA. RefSeq names its product proline rich Gla (G-carboxyglutamic acid) 1 (gene prrg1). Gene Ontology annotation, molecular function: calcium ion binding. NCBI's taxonomy places the organism in Eukaryota, Metazoa, Chordata, Actinopteri, Perciformes, Bovichtidae. The transcript has 4 exons. The coding region runs from base 132 to 758 and encodes 208 amino acids. The record is from RefSeq and is a predicted model, not a curated record. Gene Ontology annotation, cellular component: extracellular region.